Molecule: messenger RNA, 837 nt
Organism: Camelina sativa (false flax)
Lineage: Eukaryota; Viridiplantae; Streptophyta; Magnoliopsida; Brassicales; Brassicaceae
Biological process (GO): thylakoid membrane organization
Cellular component (GO): chloroplast thylakoid membrane
Source: RefSeq, a predicted model, not a curated record
GAGGUUUCGUUUGAGCCUUGAAGGCCCAAUACUUCGUUUCCGUAUCGACAGGUCAAAAAAUCCCGAAACCCGUGUUCAUCUUCCUGAGACGGUCUCAGAGAUAGAGAGAGAGAGAGAGAGAGAGAGAUGAGUAGCUUCACGAUUCCUUGUUCUUCCUCCUUCUCUCUUUCAGAUGUCUAUAACCAACCCCCUCGUCAUCGCUUCAUUCUCCGCAAUUCUCGUUCCAAUUUUGAGGUUCGCCGGUUAAGAUUAGGUGUGACGCCUCGCACAAGAACUGCUAGUUUACAUUGCAAUUGCUCCAGCAAAGGCACCGGAGGUGAAAAUGAGAACAAGAGUGUGUUAGAUGCCUUUUUUUUGGGGAAAGCAUUAGCUGAGGUUAUCAAUGAGAGAAUUGAGUCUACUGUUGGAGAAGUUUUGGGUACUAUUGGAAAGUUUCAAGCUGAGCAACAGAAGCAAGUUCAAGAGACUCAGGAAGAGGUUCUUGAAAGAGCCAAGAAAGCCAAGGAAAGAGCAGCUCGAGAAACUAAGGAGGAUCAAGGACUCGUUGUUUCCAGUGCAACAACCAUUAACCGGAAACCGGCUGUUAGCGUUGUUACCUCUGUAACUCCUACAUCAACCGUUGAGAGCAGCACUAUAACGGGUGGUGUAGUGGAAAGCUCGAGUUCUAAUGAUGAAGACAGCGUCCUGGGUUAAGUUAAAGAAUUGGUAAGAGUGGCAGAGACUGUUGAGAACAUAUUUGUUGAUACAUAUAGUUGAUAAGAUGUAAGCAAUAAAAGUUGACAUAAGUGAAAACUUUAACCGUUAAGAAUACAGAUGGAUGCUUGUCGCUUUAACAAA